Molecule: messenger RNA, 3600 nt
Organism: Coregonus sp. 'balchen'
Lineage: Eukaryota; Metazoa; Chordata; Actinopteri; Salmoniformes; Salmonidae
Source: the annotation of a GenBank genome assembly
AUGGCCAGAGACUCACUGAAAGGGAUGAGGAGGGGGAGAGAGGGGAGAGGGAAGCAUGGGACUCCAGCCUGCCCCUGCCCACCAGGAGCCUCUGAGCCAACAGAGAGGAGAGACUCUCCCCAGCCACAGCGCAGGAGAAUGGAUGCCAACACUGUGAGGAGGCGCAGGCCUCCACUAGUCGCCUCUAGAGAUGGGAUGAAACGCUCUCCCCGUAAGAGGCUGGAGGCCGACUCUGUGAGGAGGUGCAGGUCUCCGUGCGGAAGAAGGAGAAACUCUCCCCAAGGCAGGUUAGCCAACCCUAUCAGGAGAGGCAGGUCCCAGAUCGAGAGGGACCAAGCUCCUGGGGGCCGCAGAGAGAGGGAGGGAAAGAGUGAUGAGAGUAAGGAAGAGGAAGGAAGCAGCAGUAGCAGCUCCAGCUGUGCCAGUGAGAGUGAGACAUCUGGAGAGAGUGAAGGAGAAAGGCAGGAGAGAGAAAGUAGAAGAGCAAUGGAGCAGGCUUCUUGUCUGUUUGAAGAGAUAUCAGGGCUGAGGGUCAGGGAGAGUCCCUCCCAGGAGAUAGAGAGUGAGGAACAACAACAACAACAACAACAACAACAAGCAUUCCCUUAUAUGUUUAGAGAAAGGACUAACAGAACACCCAACCAUUUACCAAGGGAGAACGCAAGAGGCCGAGCCAGACCCAAACCAAAACCCAGUAGGAGCGAACCCACCAACAAGGACUCUCCCGGUCCAUCCCAAGCCAAGAACCCACACAUGAGGCCCAACAUGAUCAAACUGAAGUCCAGAAAGAGAGUCAAAGCCAAGGACAUGGGGGAGGAAUCACUCCCGAGCCGACGCAGAAGUCGAAGUGAGACAUCCAGCAGAAGUCCUUCUUCUCAGAGUGAGACAGUAGGAAGACAAGUCACUCCAGCCUUAACGUACACUCAUAGACUCAGGCCCAGAGCCCCAGCCCCAGCUCCACAUAGGCAGGCUGAGCUUGAGAGAGAAGCUGCUGCCAUUAGAGAGAGAGGAAGGAAGAGAAAAGAGAAAACCCUGAGAGGACAGAACGAAGUGAAGGAGGAAGAGGAGGAGGAGGAAGAGGAAAAUGACAGUGUGGUUCUUUCCUGUUCGGGACUGAAGGGAGGGAGGAGAGGAGGGCUGGUGAACAAUGGUAAGGGACUAAACCUGGGAAGGCGUGAUGAUAACACCAAACAGAGGAAAAGAAAGAGAGCCAGAGAGGAGGAGGAGAGCAAUGAGGAGUUGGUGGAGAGGGUGUGGUCCAGGGAGGGCUGGAAGAGGAAUAAGAACAAUAGAACCACUAGUGCAGAGAUUCCCAUCGUUGUCCACUAUCUAACCCGACAAAGGAGACGCCAGUUGAAGAACCCACUACCCAACUAUAGAGGAUCAUCCUCUUCUUCUUCAUCCUCAGACUCCAGUAUCUUUCAUCUUGGACCCAACCCCAGUAAGACCUGACUCCACUUAGUAUCAAAAGAAGAAGAAUUAGCCUGGUCCCAGAUGUGUUAGUGCUGUCUUGCCAUGGGCCUGACAAUGACCACGGGCGCUGGCAAGACAGCACAAAGACAUCUGGGACCAGGCUAAAGAAGAACUAGUAUUCGGAUAUGACAUUAAACAGUAUCUAAUCUUGAGUUUGUUAUUUCUAAUCUGUGAUGAUUUGUGCUUUAUCUCAUGUGUAACUUUGUUGCAGGCAGCUUUGAGUCUCUCUUCACACUGGGGAGCAUGCUGGGUAAAGGAGGAUGUGGGGCGGUCUACGCCGCCAUGCGCAAAAGUGACGGUCAACAGGUGAAGCUUUUAAGUUUGUUAUAGAAUUCUAAUUCUGGUCAUAGUAGGUUAACUGAUAGACGAAAAUUUGAACGUUUACUCCUAUCAAUAUUUACAUAACGCAAGAAGUGAAAGCACACUACUAUAUGAAUAUUUCAUGUUGCUUUUUCCCCUCAGGUGGCCAUAAAGUAUGUGAACAGAGGAAUGGCCGAGCCGUACGUAAAGCUUGUGAGUAGCCCGUUUUGGUUUACACAAUUGCAUGUACCGGAAGUCUAAGAAUACAAAAAGCUCCUACUGGGUUUUGGUUUGGGUCUGGCUCAGCCUGUUGCGUUCUCCCUUGGUAAAUGGUUGGGUGUUCCGUUGGUCCUUACUCUCAACAAAUAAGGGAAUGCUUGUUGUUGUUGUUCCUCACUCUCCUUUUCACCUGUGGAAAACACCCCAUCCAAUGGCAACACCCUCUAAACCUUUCCACCUUUCUCCCCUCAACCCCAUCUCUCCUCCUCACCUCUCCCAACUUCCCCACCCCUCUCACCUCCAGCCUGGACAGAGGAGUGCCUUGCCCCUGGAGGUGGCCCUGAUGCAGAUCGUCUCACGGCCCCCGUCCUGCUGCUACGUGCUGGGCCUGCUGGAUUGGUUUGAGGAGGUAGAGUGGUUCAUCCUGGUGCUGGAGAGACCCUAUCCCUGCAUGGACCUGUUCGACUUCAUCGAGGAGCUGGGAGGCCGGGUGGACGAGUGUCUGGCCAGGAUCAUCAUGAUACAGGUGAUGGGUCUAGUCCUGUGUGGCUCAGUUGGUAAAAGCGUGGUGCUAAGGUUCUGGGUUCAAUUCCCGCAGGGAUCACUUACACAAAUAUCUCUAGUCUCUCCUAAGUCACACUUUACUUAGUCAACUAUGUCACUUUAGAUAAGAGCGUUUGUUAAGAGCCAUAUAUUAUGUUAUUACAGGUGGUACUGGCUGUUCGGCAUUGCCGCGACCGAGGGGUCCUGCACCGAGAUGUCAAGGCUGAGAACCUGCUGGUGCAGACAGACAACCUGCAGGUUAAGCUCAUCGACUUUGGCUGUGGAGACCUUCUGAGAGAAUCCUCCUACAGAGACUACUCAGGUAGAACACAACAGGAGAAUGGCUGGUCAGGGUUAUUAUGUUCAGUAGGCAGGAAAUGCAAGAAAACGUUCUGAAACUGAGUGAAAUGGGGAGGUACUAUCUAAACUCGUCCAAUAAGAAGCGCUCAUUACUGUUUCCCGUUUUAAAACUUUUUGUCAGUGUGCCCUAAUGUAAAGAUCAACAACAACAACAUUUAAAAAAGUGGAUAUUAUUCACAUAUGCAUAAAUUACAGUAAUCACUCUGUUUCCCCCCUUCUAUUGCUUCCUCCUCAGGCACAGAGGAGUACUGUCCUCCAGAGUGGGUGCUGAGCGGUGUGUACCAGGGCCGCCACGCCACCAUCUGGUCACUGGGGGUACUGCUCUACGGCCUGGUGUGUGGCCGUCUGCCCUUCCACAAGGAGGCUGAUAUCAUCGCUGGGCGCCUGCGCUUCAAAAAGGGCCUGACUAAAGGUGAGGGGGAGGGAGGUAAGAGCGAGAGACCAUUUGAGAUAAAAAAUAACACCGUUUGUGUUGGUAAACAUGAGUAUGUAUUUGGUUGUGGUCAUGGAUACAUAAUAAGGUGCUCAAAGACCAAAAAAAUUUGAAUAGUGACCCAAAGGCAAACUCACCAUCCUAUCAUUUUUCUUUAUGAUACAGAGUGUAAGGAGUUGAUCAACUGGUGUCUGCAACAGAAUCCCACCAAGAGGCCAGUUUUAGAGCAGAUCCUCCUUCAUGACUGGAUGGCAGAGGGACAGGUGAUCUAG